Molecule: messenger RNA, 4948 nt
Organism: Pungitius pungitius (ninespine stickleback)
Lineage: Eukaryota; Metazoa; Chordata; Actinopteri; Perciformes; Gasterosteidae
Gene: syt16
Product: synaptotagmin XVI
Exons: 7
Coding region: 608-2296 (562 amino acids)
Molecular function (GO): phospholipid binding
Source: RefSeq, a predicted model, not a curated record
AUUGCGGAAACCUAAUGUUAAUGUUAGAUGAGGGACGUGAAUAACGUUAGCCUAACGUUAAUUAGCUAAAGCUAGCCGUGGGAAUCAACCGUUAGCUUCCUGUAUUUGGCUUUUGUUUAAUUUAUUAACAGGUUUAGCUUUCACAAAACAUUUGUAUAAUAUAACACGUGCGUUCUUGCCUCAAUUACUUCUUAAAUAACGAUUGAUAUAUAACUUAAUUUAAUUAUUUAUUUGUUUUUGUGUGGCAGCACUGAGUGAUGAAUAGUUCAAAGACCGUGAGUUAAUAAUCCUUAAGGGUAAAUGUCCCCUAUUUUUCCGAAAUUGGAUGAGUUUAAGUAAUUUAUCUCAUGGCUUUAGUACAUAUAUCGCUAAUUUAACCGUUUAAGUGUUUUACUUUUGGUCGUUCUUCUAUUAAAUGGUUAAAAAAAAACGAAGAAAGGCGGAGGAGCCCCGUUAAGGUUGGAUCGUUCCUACAGCACCUGAAGGCGGCACCGUUCCCCGCUGUGUGUGCGGAUUCCUGCGCGUCUGGAGGAUGAAGAGCGGCGGGGACGCUGCUGCUGCUGCUGCCUCGGUUCCGCUGGUGGUUUGAGGGGGAAAAGAAGCAGCCAUGGCCUCUGACAACUGCCUGUUUGUGUGGUCUGAUCAGUGUGUCAUUGUGUGUCCCCUCUCCCUCUCCCUCCUCCUGCCAGUCCCCCCGGAGGCCAUCGGCUUCCUGUCGGCGGUGGGCGUCUUCAUCGUGGCGCUGGCCGUCCUCUUCCUCUUCAUCAACAAGAAGCUGUGUUUCUCGCGCGUGGGGGGCCUGCCCUGCCUGGAGCACCGCCACACCCACCGCAAGAAGACGCGCCAGGGCAUCCGCCAGGGGCUGGUGAGCAGCUACGGGGACGAAGACGAAGACGGCGGCGUCUCGUCCUCCGGCAGCGAGGAGGAGGUCCUGAAGCAGUUUGAGAUCUCCGUGUCGCGGUCGCAGAGCUUCCGCACCUCGACGGCGGCGAACCUCAUCGAGCUGCAGGCGCAGACGGCGCUCGGCCGCCGGCACAAGUUCAGCCGCCUGUCGGACCAAGAGGAAGGGAGCACGGAGCCGUCGGACUGCGAAGAGAUGUCGGCUCAGGGCCCUCAGGGCGGCUUCAGGGACCCGCUCACCGCCGCCCUAGAGGAGAGCGAGCGGGCGGCGGCGGUCUCGCCGGACAAUGCGGGCGCUCUCGAGGCGUCGGGCGGCAGGGACGGGCCCGCCCAGGGCGCCGACCGGCAGGCCGCGGACGGCAGCGAGGAGACAAAGAUUGGCGCCGGAAAUGCCGCCGCGGACAGCUCCCCCGCCUGGAGCCCCGAGCGAGACCAGCCUCCCCGGGACGAGGCCUCGCCUCAGCCGGCGAGCUCUUCCCCCCGCCUCCCCAUCUCCACCUGCGGGGACCUGGUCCUCUCCCUGGAGUACCGGCCCGACGCCGAGAAGCUGCUGGUCUCGGUGAUCGCGGCGCGGGACGUCCCGGACAAAGCCCGCAGCGGCAUGGACUCCUGGCAGGUCCACAUGGUCCUGCUGCCCGCCAAGAUGCAGCGGCACCGCACGCUGGUGCAGAAGGGCUCGCUGCCGCACUUCAACGAGACCUUCCGCUUCUCGCGCCUGGAGCCCGCCGAGCUGCAGGCGUCGGCCGUCAGGUUCAGGCUCUACGCGCUGGGGGCGUCCCGCAUGUCCCGGGAGAGGAUGAUGGGCGAGAAGGUGCUGCGCCUGGCCGGGCUGGACCCAGAGGGAGGGACGAUGGAGACCACGCUGGUGCUGGAGCCCCGCAGCAACCUCAAGAGCUUGGACUCCCAGCUGAGCCUCUCCGCCGUGUCUCAGAGCGACAGCGCCUCGUCCACUCAGUCUCUGACCCACGGCGGCGUCCCCGAGCUGCUGGUGGGCCUCACCUACAACGCCACCACGGGACGCAUGUCUGUGGAGCUCAUCAAGGGGAGCCACUUCAGGAACCUGGCCGUCAACAGGCCGCCAGACACCUACGGGCGCCUGACCCUGCUGAACUCGGUCGGUCAGGAGAUCUCUCGCUGUAAGACGUCGGUGCGCCGCGGCCAGCCCAACCCCGUCUACAAGGAGACCUUCGUCUUCCAGGUGGCGCUGUUCCAGCUGUCGGACGUCACGCUGCUGGUCUCCGUCUACAACCGGCGCAGCCUGAAGCGCAAGGAGACGGUGGGCUGGAUCGCCAUGGGCCAGAACAGCAGCGGCGAGGAGGAGCAGCUCCACUGGCAGGACAUGAAGGACAGCCGAGGACAGCAGGUCUGCCGCUGGCACGUCCUGCUGGAGGCCUGAGCUCCUUCGGGCUCUUCCAUUCGCAAAGAGGACGGCGAGUGGUCGCAUGAAACACAGCUGGUUUGGUUAUUUGCCGUCGACGAGAGGAACGGAUUCUUUUGAACCGCGUUUUGAUAAAGUGGAUUUCAACGUUUCGUGCAGAAACUGCAGGAAGAUCCUUAUUUUUUACCGGCUGCCAAAUCAAUGGAGUUCUGAACCAAUGGAGACAGGAAACAACCAGAAGAUGUUAUGGUCACAUCUUCUUUAGAAAACAAACUAAACAAUCAAACAUAAUAGUUAGUGAGUCACUAAGGUAACAAAACAUUGUGUUCACAUGUAGCAGACAUUUAUUACAUUACUUUAUUAUCGCCUCCAUUCACACACUAUUGAUUGAUCCCAAUGAUCAUUUUUCUUAAAUUAAGUCAUUUCACCUCAAGUAAAUAGUUCUACAAAAAUCUAGACAUUUUUGUAGAACUAUCUGGCAAAUCAAUUAAAUUAAAAUACAGAAAAAGAGUCAGACCUUAAACGAUCUGUGUGCAGUAACCUUCCCCACAUUAAUAAAACAAACCUCAAGGUCGUACUUCCAGCAAUGUCCCUCCACUUUCUGAGCUUUGACUGGAGCUCUUUUUAAUCACGUCAUCUCAUCCACGAUAUUUGAAUGGUUCCAGGAGGGGAUGGAAACGUUUAUUGAUUAGCAUCUUCUUUAAGCGACCCUAUUAAACAUCUGGUGGAGAGGUGCGCGCCAUGAUGGAAACUUUAGAAAGAAACACUCAUUCACAUUCUCGUGUUUGCUGCUCAGGCAGGAAGCUGCAGCUGAAAAGAGGCUCUGAAUAUCUCACUGCAGCUGUUAGAAAAAACAACCUGCGAUUAAUUCACCCAAAUCACAAAAGACCCCCCCUCCACACACGCACACACACACACAGUGAGCCAUCCUGAAUUUUUUACUGUUGGGAGCACAGUCAUUUAUUCAUGUAUUCAUUUAAAGAGUGUGAGGGGAAUGAGAGGUGGAAAAGCACAUCUCUAUGGAGGCAUUCUAUAUGUGUUUAAUGCAGGAAACAAGAUGUUUAAACUGGAAAGAAUGAAUGGACCUGCUGCAAAGGCUCGAUGGUUUUUAUUUUCAUUUCAUUUAAAUUAUUUUGCUGUAAAAAAACACUUUAGAGACCGUGAAAAUGGGAUAGAAGCUAAUAAAAAAAGCAGAGGCUAGCUACCGUUAGCUCUUGUUUCGUUAGCUUGUUUGUGUACUUGUUAAACGUUAGCAUGUAAGUUGAAGCCAUUGGACCUCCCGCUUCAGCUGCCGUUUCUCGCUUUAACAGCAACAGUUUUAGACCUGGAAAUUAAUAAUUAAUAUUAUAGUAGUAGUUCAUUAACAUUGGUUCUGUGUAGUGUUGGAAACUCAUUUUCCAGCUGACCUGUAUUCGAAUGUGAAACCGGCCAAUGCAGCUUCAUAAAUAUGUGUUAGCUACAUACAUGACAUUAUGAGAAUUUAGCUCUGUGCAUUAAGGCGAAAAGGAAAAAGUUAGAAUCAAGAAAAAUUGUUAGCUAGAUAGACCUAGCAAGUUACAAUACAGUAGUACUUCACCAUAGAAAUACAUGAUUAUAUUUUUUCUUUAUUCAUCAAAAGUAGUUUUAACAUUUACACCUUUGUGGGUUUUGAAUAAACUCUAUAAACAGAAUCAUAGCGAGGUUACGACUGAACCCUUGGCAUCACGCUAGUUAGCAGGCCUGCUAAUGUUAGCAUCUCGUUUUAAUCCCUUUCAUUUUAUUUUUUGGAAAGGAGAGAAAACAUUCUGGGUGCAAUGUUUGGAUCAGCAAAGCCGGUCAUAGCUAAGCUGCCAACGGAUAAUCUGACAAUAACUGUGAGCUAGAAGAUAAAAACUUUUUUUUUUCCCAUCCGGUUUUAAAUGAACAAACUCCAAGGCGGUUUUGCCGUGUUCAGGGAAACUGUCUUUAAAUAAUCACGUCAUGCUCACUGAUUUUAAUAUUGGUUUUGUGAAAUAGAAAAUUCACACAUUCCUACUACAUUUUGAUAUGAGCACUCCGAUUCUGCAGGCUUCCUUCAUGUGACUGUGAAAAGUGACUCCAUGACUUUACUGCAGGAUUAAAUAUUUUAUGCAUGUCAAGUUGUUGUACAGAGUCUAUAAUAUCCAUUAUAUAUUUUAUAAAUUGUAGAAAUGUAAUGUCCUUAUUAGUAUUUCUAUUUGUAUCUACACAUGUGCAUGCUCAGUUUAAGAUCCAUGGUUGUAUUAACAGAUGUGCUGCCGUUGUAAUACUCUGAUGAAGUGCCUGUAACAUUUUUGAGAAAAACAACAAUCACAACAGAUGAUCCAAAUUAGCAUGAAGCCUUCUCGUUGUUCCCUGUGAAUGCUGCAUGCAUGGAAGGUGGCUUCAGGUCCAGGUCAGGCCAGAUUCAGUCUGGGUUCAAGUCCACCGCCCCGUGGAACCUGUAACUGUUCUAUGCAGGACAACACUAAGAGAGUCUGAGACAUCCUGCAGAGACACUGGUCUAGUCUGGUCUGGUCUGGUCUGGUCCGGUCUAGUCUUGUCUAAUCUACUGGUCCGGUCUGAUCCGGGUCAAGCAUGCUGAGCCGCCGCGGCCCCCAAAAAGCACAUUUUGUACCAACUUCUGUCGUUGCCAAUAAAGCCCAGGAGCUCCCCACUGAGGGGACGUCUGUC